Messenger RNA from Zasmidium cellare ATCC 36951, 774 nucleotides. RefSeq lists its product as uncharacterized. Lineage: Eukaryota; Fungi; Ascomycota; Dothideomycetes; Mycosphaerellales; Mycosphaerellaceae. The record is from RefSeq and is a predicted model, not a curated record. Gene Ontology annotation, cellular component: cytoplasm. The coding region runs from base 1 to 774 and encodes 257 amino acids. The transcript is spliced from 2 exons. Gene Ontology annotation, molecular function: aralkylamine N-acetyltransferase activity.
AUGCCUCGUGAUCUGUCUGCCCUGGCUAAUGAGAAUACCCUCUCAGGCAUGGCAGGUCUCUCCAAAUCCAACAAAGCAACCAACAUCGAACGCGAACCGCCAAUGGACGCCUCCGACGACGGACACACGAGCGAUGCCUCACAGCCCAACCGACUGCGCGACGACAUCCAUCCCUACUGCCAGACACUGUCGUUGUCAGACGUCGAGAGCUGCACUCGCCUGGAGGAAGCCACCUUCCCGCCGCAGGAAAGAUGUACUCGAGAAAAGUUCGAAUACCGCCUGAGGAACUGUGGCGAACUCAGCAUGGGCAUCUUCACCUCGCUAAAGGAUUCCAAUCUCCCAACAGGAGAGACAUCGGCCCCUGUGUACAGCGGUGCUCCUGAACGCAAAGCCGUGCUUCUCGGUCACAUCGUCGCCACCAAGACAACGACGCUGGUUGUGACCGAUGAAGACAUGGCCUACCCUACACCGCAAAACCCGGACCCAAAGUUGGGCCACAAGGAGGAGGGCCGGACGGUGUGCAUCCACAGCUUGGCCAUCUUACCCCAAUACCAAGGAAAGGGACUCGGCAAGACGCUGUUGAAGGCUUACCUGCAGCGGAUAGAGAACCAGUCAGUGGCGGACAACGCGGCGCUCAUCGCACACGAACAUCUCAUACCGUAUUAUGAGAAGCUGGGGUUCGAGAAUAAAGGCCCAAGCAAGGCGCAAUUUGGUGGUGGUGGGUGGUACGACAUGGUCAAGCAGCUCCAGCCCAGUCAGAACAUUACGAGUUAG